This is a messenger RNA of Paramecium octaurelia, 420 nucleotides long. The record is from the annotation of a GenBank genome assembly. Lineage: Eukaryota; Ciliophora; Oligohymenophorea; Peniculida; Parameciidae.
UUUUAAAUAAUUUGAGAUUUAUUAACUUCAUUCACUUCUAAUGAUAUCAGGGUAAAAUUAACUUUAGAAAUGUAAAUAUAAUCGAUAUUAUAGGGUUAAAACUAUGUUAUUUGAAUAAACCAAAUAUAAAGAAUUAUCUAUUCACAGAAAAAAACUAUCAGAAUAAUGAUAUUAUAAAAUAUACUUUGCCAAUGAACAAUUUCAAUUUUAUUACGAUGAGAUAGUAAAGAAUAAAUAAUGAGCUGAGAGAGCUAGUGCCAUUUUAUUAUAGCAAUUAAUAAGUAUAUCACAUAAAAAGUGGAUAAUUUAUGUUGGAAGUGAAGUUGAAGUAUUAAAAGAACCCUAGCAAAACAUCUUGAUGUGAUUCUAAGGGAAGGUACCUUAAAUUAUGUAUGAUGUUGAUGGGUGAUAAGAAUAUAG